UCUUCUUUUUCUUCCUCUCUCUCUCUCUAUGUUCGACACACUCAGAUUGAAGCUCUCAAUCCACCGACGCGAAGCCCUCAGAUCUGCGGGAGGGGUAAUAAUCACCAUGACAUCUUCUCAAUCAUCAUCUUUAGAUAAUGAUUUUGUGAUGGAGUCACCAACUUGUUGGUGUGGUUUGAAAACGCCACUAAAGACGUCCUACACUAAGAAAAAUCCUGGAAUGAGAUUUUUUGCCUACCCCAAGUAUAAUACGGGAGAUGCGAGGUGUAAAUUCUUCGUAUGGGCGGAUAUUUUUCAGUUGUUAGUGGAGAACAUAUUAUUAAAAGAGAAUAAGGCCUGGAAGACAUGGGAUGAUGUAUUACGCCGCGAGUAUGCCGUUCGAAAAAGGGAAGAAAAAGUGAGAGAGAUAGCGAAGAAUUUGAAAAAAGAAAAGCGAAAGUUAUUGUGUUUGUACUAGAUUAUUACCUUUGUAAUAUUGUUUGUGUGGUUAGGAUAAAUGUAAUGUAAAAAGCACGUUGUAUGAAUUAUGUAAUUUUUGAGUAGAAACAGCUUGU
Juglans regia (Persian walnut) is the source of this 554-nucleotide messenger RNA. RefSeq lists its product as uncharacterized. Gene Ontology annotation, molecular function: zinc ion binding. The record is from RefSeq and is a predicted model, not a curated record. Lineage: Eukaryota; Viridiplantae; Streptophyta; Magnoliopsida; Fagales; Juglandaceae. The coding region runs from base 29 to 457 and encodes 142 amino acids. The transcript is spliced from 3 exons.